GAUAGUGGGCACGGGAUGGUCAUGCCUCGUCUUGCUCGCACUUGACUUCUCGUUUACCGCUACCGUUACGCUGCCAUAACACUGCACUUUAAGGUGCACUUUCAUUCUAUGGUCGGCUUGUCAUAAUACGCUUUUGGUUUUUAUUUUAAAAUUGGAAUCAAAGGUGUUUUUUAAUUAAAUUAAUCUAAUUAAAUUAUAUUUAUUUAGAAAGGUUCAGUUUAUAGUAACAUUUUUUAAAUUCACUUUUUGCCUGCUAUCUGUGGAACACCGAGUAAGCUUAAAUAAACAUUGUUUUGACUGUGGAAUUUAGAUAACCAAGUUUAUUUUUUAUUAAAAUUAAAUUAAAUUGUUGCUGCUCAAAUAUAGAAUGUUUACUAAAUUAGUCGUGUUAAUUUGUUUCGGAUUUUCUCCAUCUAUUUUGGCACAAUUUUAUGAAGACCAAAGAUGUCGUUGUGUCUGUCCUAGUCAAUCAGCUUUUUUAAACAAGACCGUUAAAGGAUCUGAUAGAAAACUAUAUAUUGCAUUUGUACCACCCAAUAAAUGUACUUGUGAUGCUGUUAUUUUACCACUUGUGAGUGAUGAAAUAAGACAAAAUGCUCAAAUAUUCUGUCCUAGAUGUGAUUGUACUUAUGAAUCUAGAAACACAACUAUUAUUAUGGUUGUAGUAAUAAUGGUUUUGUGUGUUUUAAUGCUGUUGUCUGCAUAUUUUAUAUUCCUGUCAAUACUUGGUCCUCUUGCUGUUGAUAGAAAGCUCUACGUACAUGUAAUCAAUGAUGAGGCCCAGAGACCUUUGAUGCAUGAUGAUAGUGAUUAGAAAAAGGCACUCACAGACAUUGUGAUAUUGUAUUGUUGUUAUUUUAAUAUUGAUGUGUAUUUUGUAAUAUCUAAAUUAAUAAGAUAAGUAUUGACAAUAAUCUUAUAUCUAUAUUUAAGUGUUAAUGUAUAAUUCAUAGUAUAUUUGUGAAUAUUACUAAAUGUAUACUUACUAUUUGAAAGUUAACAUUUCAUUUAUGAUUAAAAAAAUAUAAUAUUGCCUUUAAUUUAAUAUUUUAGAAAAAUUCAUUUUAGUGUCAACUAUUUUGACCAGUACAGUUACCAUGAGUAGACCAACUCGCGAAAUAAAGAUGUUUAUAUUCUUA
Pieris brassicae (large cabbage white) is the source of this 1139-nucleotide messenger RNA. Its product is annotated as transmembrane protein 9B-like. Lineage: Eukaryota; Metazoa; Arthropoda; Insecta; Lepidoptera; Pieridae. The transcript has 5 exons. Gene Ontology annotation, cellular component: lysosomal membrane. The record is from RefSeq and is a predicted model, not a curated record. The coding region runs from base 368 to 814 and encodes 148 amino acids.